Phialemonium atrogriseum is the source of this 397-nucleotide messenger RNA. RefSeq lists its product as uncharacterized. The transcript has a single exon. The record is from RefSeq and is a predicted model, not a curated record. Bases 103 to 336 code for a protein of 77 amino acids. Lineage: Eukaryota; Fungi; Ascomycota; Sordariomycetes; Cephalothecales; Cephalothecaceae.
GUAUCUAGGCCAAGGGGUUUGCCAACCACGCAACCGGCUUGCCCCUCAGUAUCCUCAGUGUCUUGAUAUGCGAGAGUGGAGGAGUGCGAGUCCGAUAUCUGAAUGGAGUCGUUGGCGCCGUGGUGGUUCCGAGUUUGGCUCUGGUCAGGGCAACCAGUGCUAACCCAUGACGUUCCUGAUUCAUGCCAAAUGUCUUGGCAAGAGCUGUCAAAGACCGAUUCAAGGGUGUACUUGUAUGAGACUCACAGCGAUCACAACAGGCCGUCCGGUCGGGCCAUGAGUAGAGACAUCUCGUGUGGUGUUCUUUCGCAAGAUUAUUUUUUACGCACUUUUUAAUUUAGUUAUAUCGCACCUCCAGAGCUGAUGGAAAGUCGGUCCCCUUCCCGCAGGGUGCGGC